This is a messenger RNA of Oreochromis aureus, 2498 nucleotides long. RefSeq lists its product as uncharacterized. The transcript has 2 exons. The record is from RefSeq and is a predicted model, not a curated record. Bases 1224 to 2102 code for a protein of 292 amino acids. NCBI's taxonomy places the organism in Eukaryota, Metazoa, Chordata, Actinopteri, Cichliformes, Cichlidae.
UACAACUAAAAUAUAUAUAUAUAUGUUUUCUAUCAGCGCUUAAACAUGCGAUCUGUAAGUCAAAGCUUUGGGUUGUAAUCUCAAAAUUUCUGCUACAUAACUUGAUUUUCGGGGGGUCAACUUCUUGUUAUGUUUAAGUCUAAGACCAACGCUAAAACUUACCUCAACCCCAGUUUUGUUAGAAAGUUGAAAUUUAUAUAUAUCUAUAUAUAUCUAUUAUUUUAUUUUAUUUUUUUUAAUUUAUUAUUCAUAUAUAUCUCUGUCGAUAUGAAGCGUUCAGGGGGUGAAGGCCGAGUUUUUGAAAGAUAGGAAUGAACCAUACUGGGUUAACAAAGACUGCCUCCAGGCUGCAGGGAACUGUGUUACUGUUGGUGGAAGAGUGGAUGUAAGAUUGGGGUCUCUAAAUGUAGGGACAGGGCAGAAGGUUGGAUGUCAAAGAUAGGGUGUGAUGGAGGCAGGUGAAGCACUGUGAUCAGCUGGUUGGCCUAUGUGCGCUGUUUUGCCAACAGGGACGUUGCAGAGCGCCCUCUGGUGGACAAUCAUUCCAACAUCAACAAUCAUAAAAUAUAACAGCGUUUGUGUUUCCCUUUUUUACUUUUUCAUUUCCAUUUAUCGGCCAUUAUAACUGUAGACACCGACGUAUCAGCUAAAAUCAGCCCCACUUAUAUACUGGGUGGGUUUUACAGUUUAGUAAUCAACAGAACAGUUUCCUAGAACUGUUUAAAUAUCACGGAUAAAUAUUUACUUUGUAGAAUUCAUACAUAUAUGCAGCUUAGCUGUUUGUUUUUAAACAUAUUUUUGCAAAAGCUGCAAUUUUCAGAAAUCUAAUUUAUAAGAGAGCGACGGGUACUCUUCACUGUUUUAUUAGUCACUAAUAAAAAAUAGCACCUGCAUCACUGUGCGAAUCUUAAAAUGUUAAACAAGUUUCUUUUCAAAAUCUAAACCCUUCAUGUAGUGACCAGAAUACAACAUCUGCCCUGCGUGCUCCUUGGCACACAAAGAGGUUUAAAAGAGAGGCCCAUCAUUAAGCUUCCACACUUGACAGUUUCCCUAAUUGGAAACUGUUUCCGCUACCUGUCUUCGUCACAUUUACGCACCCUUUGAUGCAUUUGCUGGAGGACAAAGGGAUGUGGAAAAGUAUAAAAGGUGCCUCUCCCCACUCCUGUUUGAAAAUCUACAGACGCUCCGAGCCUGUGUGCAGAGAGGGUUAAAGAGAUUUAAACAUGAAUAAAAAUCCCGUCACCAGAACGUUCACCAUUGGAGCUAUCUGCAAUGGAAGCAAAGCCUCAGAUGAUUUCCCCACAGGACGUAGGCACAGCAGUGCAGGGAUCCAGGCGCUUUCGUGGGCUACCGGCACCGCAAAGUCCUUCGAUUCCCAUGAGAACAUUUUUCCGAAUAUCCUGACUCCCGACAGCAUCCCACAGUUCACCAUUCCAAGUCUGUCUGUGCAGACUGGCUUCAGAUCACUGGACAAGGAAAGUAACAAAGAGAGAGAAGGGGGCUCCGAGACGGCGCCAGAGUCCUCUGUUUCUUCGGCCUGCGCCACGGUCUCGUCAUCUGCAUCAUUCUCCAGCUUUGCUUUAGUUCGGUCAGAGCGCAAAGCUGAACGGUGUGCUUCAGACCCUUUAACCAAGAGGAGAUCUCUCCUUCAGAGGGAGCCGCACUCUCCUUGCUCCUACAGUGAGACCCAGCAUUGCCUUGACCCCGCAAGCAAAGCCGCUCUCUCCCUGCCGCACUUGACCAAAAUCACCACCCCCUACGGCUUCGUCACCUUAAGCCAGAGCCCCCAGAUGGCGAGCGAGGAGGCACUUCUCUGCCAAGCAGGCCCGCACCGCUUAAACAAAGAUGACAAGAAUUCAUACUGGCUCAGCAAAGCUCCCGGGAAAAGCACAGAAGACAUUAAAGGCGAGUCCUCCCACCUGUCAGGGCCGGAGAAGAGGCUAUCCAAACACUUGGCUGACUCACAGCCUAACAGAGCGCUACAGGCUUCUUCUGCCUCCUCCACCACAGUUUCAUCAUCUCCACCACCAAGGCAACCAGAUGAGAGGCGUAAACCCCGCUUCUACGAGGUCAUAAAGAAACACUUCAUCUCCCGCCAUUAGAAACAUCACUAUAUAUUUGACUAUGUGGUAACAAUGCCAAGAAAAUAUGUUAUGUAUUUAUUUAAAUUUGCAUGUAAAAUAAAAGUUUUUCUCCCGUGUAAAACACUGAAAACUGAUUAAAUUGUACCAGAUUUUGUCACUACUCUGGCGUCACUUUCAAAAUUCGAUUUAGUAUUGAAGCACCUGGUUCUGGUUAACCAAAUUUCAGAACCCUUUGGGACAUUUUUUCAGGUCUUCUGGUAUACCCACCGCACGUCUGGUCAACACUUCCUCUUCUGUCUGCUUGUCAUUGCACACAUUGAAUACUGAGAAUUUUUUAAAAGCUUAUCACACCGUCACAAGGUUUCGAGACCGUUUGUCCGUAUACCUGCAUGCAACUAAAACUCAGACAUGAUU